AGGAAACGGGUGGCUUGGGUCCAAGAGGGAGGAACUAGUGAAUACCUUGUUGUACCUCUGAAUUUUGAGUCACGUGAAUGUACUUCCCGUUAAAAACAUAAACAAACCAGAAAAUAUGCAUAACAAACAUAUUUCUACUGACUUCAUUGGUUUUACUAGGCUCAUAGUACUCAAUGCCAUGGUGGCGCCUGAGUUUAUUUUACAUUCCCUUGUUAUUUUUAUUGUCUGAUAGUUAUUUGUUUACCUUCUUCUCCCCGAGGGAAGGAUUUUAUCAUCGAUUUUUCAGCUUAGUGUGUUUCAGCAAGCACUGAUUGACACCCACAAGAACUGACAGUGUCCACAAUCCAGGGGAAACAAAAGUGAGCGAGUUGUGCUGGAAAUGCCCUUGCUUACGAAGAGCUCACAGUAGUGGGGGAUACAGACAGACAAACAAAGGAUCACAAUGCAGUAUUAAGGGUGCAAUAAUAGAAGUAUGCACAAAGAGGAAAGUGCAAUAGUGGAGAGGAAAGCUGAUUGCUUCCGGUGGGAUGGGAGAGGUGGAAUUACCAGGGAAGACUUCACGGAAAAGCUGGAGUCUAAUCAGGGUUUAGAAGGGUGCAUAGAAUUUUUCAAGGAGCGAACUCUUCGGGUGGACAGCAUGGUGGGUUCUGGGGAGGGCUCCAGUCCAAAGUGGAGGCGCAGGAGAUGAGGCUGGGGUGCAGAGGCAUGAGGUGGAAGAAGAGCAGGUCAGGUCAGCAAGGGCUUUGAAUAGCAAGACGCUUGGAUUUUUAUUCCGCAGGCAACAGGGACGCCAGAGGCUUUUAAGGUCGAAAGGAACGAGUCCCAGAGCCUGGCACAGGGAGGAAGGCGCGAAACGUCUUUGGGCGAGAUGGGUACCUACCGCGUCCGCGUGUCCACCGGGGCCUCGCUCUUCGCGGGCUCCAACAACCAGGUGCAGCUGUGGCUGGUGGGACAGCGCGGGGAGGCGGCGCUCAGCACACGUCUGUGGCCCGCGCGGGGCACGGAGGCGGAAUUCAAGCAGGACGUGCCGGAGUACCUGGGGCCUCUGCUGUUCGUGAAACUGCGCAAACGGCACCUCCUUCAGGAUGACGCCUGGUUCUGCAACUGGAUCUCCGUGCAGGGCCCCGGGGCCAGUGGGGACGAGUUCAGGUUCCCUUGUUACCGCUGGGUGGAGGGCGACGGCGUCCUGAGCGUACCGGAGGGCACUGGCCGCACAGUGGUGGACGACCCUCAAGGUCUGUUCAAGAAACACAGGGAAGAGGAGCUGGAAAAGAGAAGGAAGCUGUACCGGUGGGGUAACUGGAAGGAGGGGUUAAUCCGGAAUGUGGUUGUGGCCAAAAUAAAUGACCUCCCUGUAGAUGAGCGAUUUCUGGAGGACAAGAGAAUUGAGUUUGAGGCUUCACUGGCUAAAGGGCUGGCAGAUCUCGCUCUCAAAGACGUUUCAAAUAUUCUGACUUAUUGGAAUGAUCUGGAUGACUUCAACCGGAUUUUCUGGUGUGGCCAGAGCAAGCUGGCUGAGCGGGUGCAGGACUCCUGGAAGGAGGAUGCCUUAUUUGGAUACCAGUUUCUCAAUGGUGCCAACCCCAUGCUGCUGAGGCGCUCCGUUCACCUUCCUGCCCGCCUAGUGUUCCCUCCAGGGAUGGAGGAACUGCAGGCCCAGCUGGAGAAGGAGCUCAAGGGAGGCACGCUGUUUGAAGCUGACUACUCCCUGCUGGAUGGGAUCCAGGCCAAUGUCAUCCUGUGUAGCCAGCAGCACCUGGCUGCCCCUUUGGUCAUGCUGAAACUGCAGCCUGAUGGGAAACUCUUGCCCAUGGUCAUCCAGCUCCAACUUCCAAGUGUGGGAUCCCCCCCACCUCCACUUUUCCUGCCUACGGAUCCCCCAAUGGUCUGGCUCCUGGCCAAAUGCUGGGUCCGUAGCUCUGAUUUCCAGCUUCAUCAGCUGCAGUUUCAUUUCCUGAGGGGACACUUGAUGGCUGAGGUCAUUGCUGUGGCCACCAUGAGGUGUCUUCCAUCGAUACAUCCUAUCUUCAAGCUUAUAAUCCCCCACCUGCGAUACACUAUGGAAAUUAAUGUCCGGGCCAGGACUGGGCUGGUCUCUGACAUGGGAGUUUUCGACCAGGUGGUGAGCACAGGUGGGGGAGGCCAUGUGGAGCUGCUCAAGCAAGCUGGAGCCUUUCUAACCUACAGCUCAUUCUGUCCCCCUGAUGAUUUGGCUGACCGGGGGCUCCUGGGAGUCAAGUCUUCCUUCUAUGCCCAAGAUGCACUGCAGCUCUGGGAAAUCAUCUCUCGGUAUGUGGAGGGAAUUGUGAAUCUACACUAUAAGACAGACGUAGAUGUAACAGAUGACCUUGAGCUGCAGAACUGGUGUCGAGAGAUCACUGAAAUUGGGCUGCUAGGGGCCCAGGAUCGAGGGUUUCCUGACUCUUUACACUCUCGGAACCAGGUUUGUCACUUUGUCACCAUGUGCGUCUUCACCUGCACUGGUCAACACUCCUCCACCCACCUAGGCCAGCUGGACUGGUUCACUUGGGUCCCUAAUGCACCCUGCACAAUGCGGCUGCCCCCGCCGACCACCAAGGAUGCAACGCUGGAGACAGUGAUGGCAACACUGCCCAACUUUCAUCAGGCUUCUCUACAGAUGUCCAUCAUUUGGCAGCUGGGCAGACGCCAGGUCAUUAUGGUGGCUUUGGGCCAGCAUGAGGAGGAGUAUUUUUCAGGCCCUGGGCCUGAGUCUGUACUGAGGAAGUUCAGGGAGGAGCUGGCUGCCCUGGAUAAGGAAAUUGAGACCCGGAAUGCCAAGCUGGACAUACCCUACGAGUACCUGCGGCCCAGCCUGGUGGAAAACAGUGUGGCCAUAUGACCGUCCAGUCUUUGCAUGUUUCAGCUCCUCCACCCAAGCCACAACCCCAUUCCUUCAUGGUUUCAGCCCUGCCCCCCCAAAUCCCACCCUCUUCCCAUGUCCCAACUCCCUAAAGAGGCGCUUUUUUGUUGUCUGUGCCCCCAGUGAACACAUGUUGUUGUAGAUGUGCUGAAAACAUGGGGCCUUGCUCCAUUCCUUCCUGUCUCCUUUUCUAUUUUCCUCCCUUGCUCUCUUCCCUCGUCAUUCAGAUCUCCCACAGGGCAAACAAUAGCCACAUUUGCAUCGAUUAUUUCAAGAAUAGAAUAGGGUGAUAAUGCAAUAUUACUCCACACUUUAAUGAACCAAAUGUGGUUUUGAGUCUAAAUUGAGUUUGACAACAACAAAAAGAUAUUUUAGACUAAUUAUAGAAAAGAACUAAGACUGAACUAUUUAAAUAAAAUAUUGGCAAAGGAAUAUAGAGCAUCAAAAAAAUAAUUUCUUUUCUCUUUCUAACUGGAUAGGAUUUAGCACAUGUCCUGAAGCCAGACACCCCACAAAG
Messenger RNA from Galeopterus variegatus (Sunda flying lemur), 3398 nucleotides. RefSeq names its product arachidonate 15-lipoxygenase. Gene Ontology annotation, molecular function: arachidonate 12(S)-lipoxygenase activity; protein binding; iron ion binding. The coding region runs from base 869 to 2860 and encodes 663 amino acids. The transcript is spliced from 15 exons. Gene Ontology annotation, biological process: lipid oxidation; linoleic acid metabolic process. The record is from RefSeq and is a predicted model, not a curated record. NCBI's taxonomy places the organism in Eukaryota, Metazoa, Chordata, Mammalia, Dermoptera, Cynocephalidae. Gene Ontology annotation, cellular component: cytosol; plasma membrane.